Folsomia candida is the source of this 3247-nucleotide messenger RNA. RefSeq lists its product as uncharacterized. Lineage: Eukaryota; Metazoa; Arthropoda; Collembola; Entomobryomorpha; Isotomidae. The transcript has 4 exons. The coding region runs from base 2481 to 3002 and encodes 173 amino acids. The record is from RefSeq and is a predicted model, not a curated record.
CUGCUAAGAAAGCACGUUCCUAACUUUUAUCAUACCUAUAUCGCAAGUAUUUUAAAUUACUUAUUUACAUUUUCAAUUGUCCUAGUUUUAAUCUAUAAAAUAAAAUCACAAACUGUCUCGAAUACCGAUUUACGUCGUGCUAACUAAAGUUGCAUUGUUCCAUUCAGUUUAUUUUAUAGUCCAGAUUCAUUAAUUAAAAUAAUACAAAUGCAUACGAUACCGUCCUUAAUAUUUAGCAGACUGUUUUACUCUUUCACGCAACAAUAACCACACGGCGACAUUAAUUAACUAACCACGUAUUCAUAAACGUCAUCAUCACAUCCAGCAGUACAACUAACUCCUGCUGAAUUAUGGCAGCAGUUAUAAUAACGAUGACAAAGUUCUUAUGCAAGCAGUUCAUUGCUGUUUCGUAGUGACUUGAACAAUAAAAUGUGUGGUGCAAAGCAAAAAGUAAGCCCGAAGUUUCGCCUUAAACAGCGUCGCUAAAUAAUAACCAUCUUAUUGCAACGUACUUAUAUCGUAAUAAUCAUAUAACAUUUGCAUGUUACAAGCAACAAACGUAUAGUGAUGCUUUGCUGGUUGAAGGUUAUCGGUAUACCUCGCCUCCUUCACUGUGAGCAAACCUUAUCACUUAUUAUUAUAUUCAGUAUAACAUUAUAUUAAACUAAAAUUAAAUAUUGUGUGUGAGAUAGCUUGCGAUACGACAAACAUUCCUAAAUUAUUAAUAAAACACAAGUGACAUUGAUCCCCUGCGAAUUUCUGAGCAAUGUUAUUACACAAAUAUCAGAAAUAAUAAUAAUAAUGAAGCACUAUAAUAGUGAAACAUUUACAAAAUAAUUCCUACUUUUGUAUUGUGGGUGUUAUGAUCAUAAAUCAAUAUCAAGUGACAAUUAUCUGAGCGGAAAACUACGGCCAAAAACCACAAGGGUUCGUUAUAAAAUAAAAUAUGCAUCCAUCCCUCGUCAUGUCUAUUUCCAAGAAAAUAUUAUCAGAUUAAAGCUUUAGCCCAAAUAAAUACUGACACAAAAGGUGUUUACAUAUUUAUCAAUGCACAUAAAACAAAAGUAACUAAAAUAAUAAUAAUAAUAUACCAAUCAUCAUCACUCCACUCGACUCCAGAGAAGGGAAGCUUGUGUCAAUAAAGGUUCCGAGUGAGCGUCGUGUCAAUAAAUAAAAUUCAGUAGUUGACUUUGACCAUAAUUCAAUUUACUUAAUCGUUCGUAUAUACCCAAUUUUAUGACUUGGACAACCUGCGUUGUUGGUUUGGUGGGUCGCAAACUAAUGGUUCAUAUCGUCCAGAAAUUAAAAGUUCAACCCGCAAUACCAAUACCACAUAAAUUCAUGCAUACACACACGUACAUAAGAAGUUAAACUGCGUGCUUUACAAGUUUUUCUGUUCGACAUAAAAUAAUUGCCACUCAUUUAACCAUAAUUUUCGCUCUUGGUCAUGAAUUAAAUUUUAGUCAAUGUUUGCUGGCCAAGCUUUGAGUUCCACUUUUGCAUCUAAUUUAGACCUCUAUUUAUUCUGCGCCAUUAACUGUAGUCACCUCUUCUCUUUAUCGUAAAAUUGCCUCACAAUUCAAUUACUGCAAAAAACCAUGUUGUAUAUCUUAUCUAUUUCCAGUCUCUGAAAUCAAAUCUCACCGAGUAAAUGCCCUUCCAUCCACACAACUUUGUGCGUGAUACUGCUUGCAAAAAGGUGAAAAAGUCAACUUUGCAAUAUUUUGCAUCGUCUCGUCUCAUCCCUUCAACUCGUGGUCACUAUUUAUUUACUAAUUUUAAGACCGAGUGCACAAAUUAAUCAAUCAGAUCAGUUAACGAAUUAUUAUUUGCUGUCAAAAUAUUUCGUGGUAGUCAAGUGUUGUGCACCAUCCAUCCGAAGAGCUUCUACCCUGAUAAAUCCAUACAUACGUACAUAAAUACAUAAAAGAACGUGCUUUGGAACUGACAUUUCACACGUAAUCAGAACUGUGAACUGUGAUUGUAAAUUAUACAAUUUCGAUGAAUUUCAUACGACAAAUAUAAAUAUUAACGAGUUCCACGUACAUAUUCACGAUCAAAUUGAUUCUAUUUUACAUCUGCCGACAAUAAAAUAAUUUCAUGAACGACAAGCUGGGACGAAAUCCCAUGAUUUUUGGACAGAUUCACGAGACGCUUUGCUCUAUUAGUUACACAUAAAAAUCUGUGAUCAAUCUACACGAUUUAUCUGAAUGAUAAAUAGUGUAUAGUGCUUCGUAUUGGUGAGUAAGUUAUUAAGCGAUUAUCUGCAGUCACUUGUCAUUAGUCAUAUCAUUAUUAUUAUCGUCGUCGACCUCCCGUGUCGUGUGUGCCACUUACUCAUCACCAAUCACCCCAAUAAUACAUACAUAAUUGUGAACUGGAAUUGCUACAAUAGACAAUAAUUAUAGUGCGUAUUUUACUUUUGAUCGUAAUCUGUACUGUACUUGAGACGAGUAAUUAUACACAAAUCUAAAUCCAAGAUGAACAACGGGAAUAAAAUCAUUAGCUCAAGACAUGCACUAAACGGAAUAUUAUCACCCACAAUAUUGACAUUUUCCCUGCUCCUGUUAAGUUUGUGCUUCUUAAUAACUUCGUCCUCAUCAGUUGUACAUUUUCAAGCGAAAGGUUCCCUAGAUUCGGACGAAAAUAUUGGAAAGGGGAUUGACGAGUGGCCAAAUUCUGGUGGAGGUGAAAGCAAUUCUACACUAACUGAGGAUCACCCUAGUCAAGAAGAAAAUGCCACAAACUACUCUUCGUCAGCAACCAAUAGUUCUUUGCUAACGAAAGUGUUAACCGAGGAUGAAGAGGAGGACCAAAAAUGGCACGAUGGAAAUGAAGAGAGGAGAAGUAGCACUCGAAUUGCAGCCGUGGCCGUGUACGGCAGCGUCAUUCUCAUCGCGUUGUUUGGAAUUUUAAUCAAGUACUUUGUCACGCAGUAUGAAACACUUCAAGCCAAAGCUCAAUUAGAAUACCAGCAACUCCGCAACGUCCCUUGUCACUGAUAAAACGAAUCUCAUCAAUCAAUUUGGGAAUAAUUGUCCGUUUGUGAUAUUGUUUGCUUCAGUUAUUAAUAAAAAGUACCUAAAUUUGUAGGUACUUGACAUGUUGAAAGAAAGAAGACUGUUUAAAGUUAGUGAGGUCAAGUUAAGUUCAUAUUUUAAUAUAAUCACGUACAUGUAUAUGUUAGAUAUUGAUACCGUAAUUAAAGUAUUUAUGUAGAUGAUAAUAAAGGAAUUUGCUAAAAGAU